Molecule: messenger RNA, 1196 nt
Organism: Octodon degus (degu)
Lineage: Eukaryota; Metazoa; Chordata; Mammalia; Rodentia; Octodontidae
Exons: 4
Coding region: 132-1196 (354 amino acids)
Source: RefSeq, a predicted model, not a curated record
UGAAUGUGUGAGUGAAGGCCCGAAAUGUCAGGGGCUGGAAAUCAGAACUUGGCAGGAUGGGGAAUGGGACAUUAAAGCAUCAGGGUGCAGCUCACAGGAGAAGCAGCUCAGAGGAAGAGUGAGCAGCAGAGAUGCUGCACAGAAAGCCGGCAGCCCACAAGGCGACGGCUGAAGCUAGAGCCACAGAAGAUAAACGUGCGAGAAGCGCAAUGCAGGUGACCAAAGAGGCUGUGGGGGCAGGGGACAGGGGGCGACUCUCAAGGGAGCCAGGAGCAAUGUACGCCCAACACUUACAGCCUCCCACAGUGACAGAAUGCUUGGGUCCGAGUACAGGAAACCAAUUGGCCUGGGCUAGAAAGACUCAAGACCCUUGGAUUGCAGCAGGUCCUUUUUCCCCACUAGAGAAGAAGAUUAAGAGUUUAGGUGGCAUCCAUUCUUCAGAAGUAAGAAAACUAUUAGCCAAACAGUUUCAAAAGGAGAAUGAAGCGCUUGAUAUAUUUAAGGCCAGGUCUUCUGACUUCUGGCUUGCUAAAGCAGAGGAAUAUUUUUAUCAAUAUCAUCAAGAAAUCAUGAGGAAAGAAGCACAGAACUACAAGACAAUUAAAGUAGAGGAAGAGGAGACAAGAUCACAAAGUAAGAAGUCAGAAAAUGCUAAAAAAUGGGAAUAUCUAGUGUCGGAGAGGGAACUUAAACAUAUAGAGAAACACAUACACCGAGCUGCACAAGCAAGAGGCCUCAAGGACCGCAACUGUCAACUACCUCAAAGAACUCCACGGGAAAUACUAUUUGCAAGAACAUUACAAUUGGAUGAUGAAAAGAACGGAACGACCCAGAAAACACACAAAACUAAAACUAAAAAGCACAAAGUGGCAUGGGCCCAGGAACAGAUGGAGAGACAUCAAGAGCGAAUGAUUCGAGGGAGGAAACUUACAGAGCAGAGAAAUAAUCAAAGAAAUGCUUGCAAACUAUCUAGCUAUGUUCCACCUGUCCUAAAGUCUCAAGUGAAGAAGAAGAAGGAGGUGAAAGAGUCUGAAAGGGUCACAGCAUAUCCUAUCCUCCAGCCUUACCAGAAAGCACUUCUGGAAGUGACUGUCCUGAUGGAAAAACCGAAAGAGGUUAAAGACCAAAAGCCACUCCAAAGGGAGUUCUUAAGUGUACCGCCAUUCCUGAGAAGCAAAUUUUUAGAUAGGAAGUAG